AUGGCUAAUCCUGAAGGAGAAAUAAAUGGGAAUAAUCAACCACUGAACAAUCCACCGGUGGUCAAUCAGCCAAUGGCUUUGCGAGAUUAUGCAUUGCCACCAACCGGUGUUCAAUUAGUGAUCAGGAAGCCUGCUAUUCAAGCGAAUAAUUUUGAAUUGAAGUCGGUGAUGUUACAGAUGAUUCAAGCAAUCCAAUUUAAUGGAUUGCCGAAUGAAGAUCCUAAUGCUCACAUCAUAAAUUUCUUGGAGAUUUGCGAUACUGUCAAAUACAAUGGAGUUAAUGAUGAAGCUCUUCGCCUUCGUUUGUUUCCUUUCUCUUUGAGAGAUAAAGCAAAAAGUUGGUUGAACUCACUGCCGCCAAAUUCGAUCACUAGUUGGGAAGACUUAGUUCAGAAGUUCCUUUCUAAGUUUUUCCCACCGGCUAAAACAGUGAAAAUGUGCAUCGAGAUCAACAAUUUUGCUCAAUAUGAAGGUGAAACUCUAUAUGAAGCAUGGGAGAGAUACAAGGAGCUGAUGAGAAGAUGUCUUCAUCAUGGUCUACCUAAAUGGAUGCAAGUCCAUAAUUUUUAUAAUGGAUUGAGUGGCACUACAAGAACUCUAAUUGAUGUAUCUGCAGGAGGAGCGUUAAUGAAGAAAACUGAAGAUGAGGCAUAUGAGUUGCUAGAAGAUAUGGCAACCAAUAAUUACCAGUGGCCUAGUGAAAGAAGCAUACCAAAGAAGAUAGCUGGACUACAUGAAGUUGAGGCCAUCACUAAUUUGACUGCCCAAAUUGCUUCUCUGUCCAAACUUACAGAGUACUCAAUUGACAGCCAAUGCCAUCCAAACAUCCUCUCCAGUCCCGAACAGAGCAACCCACCACAAGAGGAGAGGGUGAAUCUAGAAGAUGCAAUAGCUCAAUUGGCUACCUCUCACAUGCAAUUUAUGAAUGAAACCAGGACAAAUUUUCAGAAUCAAUCGGCUCAGAUCAGAAGCUUAGAGGUGCAAAUUGGUCAAUUGGCUAGCAUGUUAAAUGAUCGUCAACAAGGUAAUUUGCCAAGUACAACGGUGGUGAAUCCAACAGAGCAAUGCAAGGCCAUUACUUUGAGAAGUGGAAAAGAAUUAAAUACACUCCCAGAGCCUAAGAAGUCUAGCAAAAGUAGUGAAGAGGCUUCGUCACCCAAAGAUACUCAAUCUUUAGAGAAGAGUGGUGAAAUUCCUACAGCUCAACAACCUUUGCUGGUGGAGCCAUCACGAAGGAUCCCAUUUCCUCAACGCCUUCGGAAGAGUAAGCUUGAUAAACAAUUUUCAAAGUUUCUAGACAUCUUUAAGAAAUUGCACAUAAACAUCCCAUUCGCCGAAGCUCUUGAACAAAUGCCGAGCUAUGUGAAGUUUAUGAAAGACCUCUUGUCAAACAAGAGGAAACUUGAGGAUUAUGAAACAGUUACACUUACUGAAGAGUGCAGUGCCAUCUUGCAAAGGAAGUUGCCUCAGAAGCUCAAAGAUCCAAGGAGUUUUACCAUCCCUUGUUCUAUUGGAAAUUCUAUUUUUGAAAAGGCACUAUGCGAUUUAGGUGCAAGCAUUAAUUUAAUGUCUUUGUCAAUUUUCAAGAAACUUGGGCUCUCAUUGAUGUGCAAAAGGGUGAACUUCGCCUAA
This is a messenger RNA of Morus notabilis, 1632 nucleotides long. RefSeq lists its product as uncharacterized. The coding region runs from base 1 to 1632 and encodes 543 amino acids. NCBI's taxonomy places the organism in Eukaryota, Viridiplantae, Streptophyta, Magnoliopsida, Rosales, Moraceae. The record is from RefSeq and is a predicted model, not a curated record. The transcript has 2 exons.